Molecule: messenger RNA, 3400 nt
Organism: Neltuma alba
Lineage: Eukaryota; Viridiplantae; Streptophyta; Magnoliopsida; Fabales; Fabaceae
Product: probable LRR receptor-like serine/threonine-protein kinase At3g47570
Exons: 5
Coding region: 12-3257 (1081 amino acids)
Biological process (GO): protein phosphorylation
Molecular function (GO): ATP binding; protein kinase activity; protein binding
Source: RefSeq, a predicted model, not a curated record
AUAAGUCUGAUAUGUUACACAUAAUGGGAAGACCUUCUUCCUUUGUUUUCCUCUUCUUACUCCAUUCCUUCAUGGCCUCCUUAGUUUGGAGUGAUACAAAUAUCACUAGUGACAAAUCUGCACUUCUUGCCUUUAAAUCCUUUAUCACUUCAGAUCCACACAAUUUCUUAGCUAAUUGGUCUGUCUCUUUUUCUCCAUGCAGCUGGAUUGGUAUCACAUGCAAUACUCGUCAUGGAAGAGUCCACUCCUUGAAUCUUGAUGGCAUGGAUCUUAAGGGUACCAUAUCUCCACAACUAGGAAAUCUCUCAUUCCUUGUUGAACUUGACCUCAGUGACAACGAUUUUCAUGAUCAAAUACCAAAUGAGCUAGUUAAAUUGCGUAGGUUGGAACUACUCAAUUUGAGCUGCAAUGACUUUCAUGGGCAAGUUCCAAUAGGGAUAGGAGGUUUAUCUUCACUUGAGAAACUAAAUCUUCGAAAUAAUAGUCUUAAUGGAAUUAUUCCACCAUCUCUAUUCAAUCUGACAAUGUUAGAGACAUUGGAUUGGAAUUUUAAUUCCAUUGAGGGGACCAUUCUGCUUGAGGUGGGAAGACUUGAGAAAUUGACCAUUUUACGUCUUGCGGGUAACAAGCUUUCAGGAAACAUUCCCCGAACAAUUUCCAACUUGUCUUCACUUGAGUUAUUGAGUUUGUCUUAUAACACUUUGUCAGGGGGCAUCCCAAGUGAGAUUGGGGAUCUUUCACAAUUGAAGACAUUGUAUCUUGGAAAUAAUCAACUUGCUGGUUCAAUACCAUCUUCAUUAUUCAACAAUUCAGUGCUGCAAGACUUUGAACUUGCAAUAAAUAAUUUAUCUGGCAGUCUCCCAAUAAAUGUGUGUGUUGGGCUUCCAAAGCUACAAAUAUUUUAUGUGAAUGGAAAUGACUUGUCUGGCCAAAUACCCUCCACUUGGCAUCAAUGCAUAGAAUUAUUAGAGUUACAAUUGUAUGAUAACAAAUUCAACAGAGGAAACAUACCAAUUGACAUUGGAAAUCUGACCAAACUUCAGUGGCUAUCUCUUUCCAACAGCAACUUGCAAGGAAUCAUUCCAAGUGAGAUUGGAAAUUUGACAAACCUCCAAUUCCUUGGUCUUGGCGAGAACAUUUUGCAAGGUUUUAUACCCAAGGACAUAGGCUGUCUUGUUAAACUUGAAAUCAUAGAUUUGGGAUCAAAUUAUUUGAGUGGACCUAUUCCUUUCAGUAUAUUCACCAUUUCAACAUUGAAAUACUUAAGCCUUGGCAGUAAUUCCCUCUCUAGCCUUCUCCCAUCAUAUUUAGGGAUUGGCCUUCCCAACUUGGAGAAUUUACUACUGGAUGAUAAUGAGAUAAUUGGACAAAUUCCAAACAGCAUAUCAAAUGCUUCUAAGCUCAUUGAGUUAAAUUUGUCAUUGAAUAAAUUAAAUGGAUCUAUACCCAAUGUCAUUGGAAAUUUAAAAAACUUGUUCGACUUAGCUUUGGAUGGGAAUGAUUUGACUGGGUUGAUUCCAGACAGAGUUAGCAACUUACAUAAACUUCAACGUUUAAGUCUCAGCAACAACAGAUUGCAGGGUUCCAUCAUAAAUGAACUUUGCCAACUCAAAAGUCUAAGUGAGUUGUAUCUUGCCAACAACAUGUUUUCGGGAGCAUUACCAGGAUGUCUCGGGAAUACUUCUUUGCGGAAGUUGAAUUUUAGCUCCAACAAAUUGAUGUCUCAUAUACCUUUUUCUUUCUGGAGUCUCAAAGAUAUCUUAGUUUUAGACAUAUCGUCCAAUGCAUUGAGUGGAUCAAUAUCGCCAGAGUUAUCAAACUUUAGAGCAAUUAUACUGUUGAACUUGUCAAGAAACCAGAUUUCAGGAAGCAUCCCUACAACUAUGGGUGGCUUGCAAACCUUGAUAACUCUAUCUUUGGCUAACAACAAAUUACAAGGGUCUAUUCCUCAAUCAUUUAGUAGCAUGAUAAGCAUAGAGUCCAUGGACCUUUCCCAUAAUUAUUUAUCUGGUGUGAUUCCAAAGUCCUUAGAGUCAUUACUCAAUCUUAAAUACAUUAAUCUUUCUUACAAUUUGUUGGAUGGAGAAAUUCCAAAUGGUGGUCCUUUUCAAAAUUUUACUGCUCAAUCUUUUAUGAUGAAUAAAAAUCUUUGUGGGAAAUCCCAACUACAAGUCCAACCAUGUAGGAGAGGAAACAAACACAAAUCAAACAAAGUGAUGGUGGUGAUAAAAUGCUCAGUGCCUAUCAUGGUUGUCAUUUUGGUCGUUACAAGCAUUAUCUUUCUAAAGCAUAACAGAGACGAUGCUGACUAUGCAACCAAAAGGGAUUUAACCAAUUUGGAUGCACCAACUAGGAUAUCCUAUUAUGAGCUUUUACAGGGAACAAAUAGAUUUGAUGAAAGUAAUCUUCUUGGCUCUGGAAGUUUUGGAUCAGUAUAUAAAGCAAUUCUUCCAAAUGAAAAGAUAGUUGCUGUCAAAGUAUUUAACAUAGACAUGGAAGAAGCAUUGAGAAGUUUUGAUAUUGAAUGUGCAGCUAUGUGCAAUUUACGCCACCGUAAUCUCAUUAAGAUCAUUAGUUGUUGCUCGAAUGAUGAUUUCAAGUCUCUAAUAAUGGAAUUCAUGUCAACUGGAAGCCUUGAUAGAUGGUUGUACUCUCAUAACUACUGUUUAGAUAUCCUACAAAGGUUGAAUAUAAUGGUUGAUGUGGCAACUGCAUUAGAGUAUCUUCAUCAUGGUAUUUCUACUCCAAUUGUUCAUUGUGACAUAAAACCAAGUAAUGUUUUGUUGGAUGAAGAUAUGGUGGCUCAUCUUAGUGAUUUUGGUAUGGCUAAACUAUUAGGUGAAGGACAAUUGGAAACUCGUACAAAAACAUUAGCUACAGUUGGCUAUAUGGCACCAGAGUAUGGAUCAAAAGGAGUGGUUUCUUUCAAAGGAGAUGUGUAUAGCUAUGGUAUCAUGCUAAUGGAGAUAUUUACAAGGAAGAAGCCAACUGAUGAAAUGUUUGAGGAAGAUCUUGGUUUGAAAGAUUGGGUUAGCAAAUCAACACCACAUUCAAUCAUCAAUAUUCUAGAUGUCAAUUUGCUACCUAAAGGGAAUUCAAAUAUCAACAAUAUAUUAGCACAUAUAUCAUCAAUUUUUGAGUUGGCAUUAAGUUGUUGCACUGAAUUACCUGAAGCACGAAUUAUGAUGACUGAUGUUGUCGUCUCAUUGAAAAAGAUAAGGUCAUAUUUAUGUAAGAUGUUAGAGAUGCAACACUAGUUAAAUAAUCUUUAUAUGGAAGUUUUAGUCAUUGUUUCUUUGUAAGAUAAAUUACAUAGUUUAUAAGGUUUUAUGUUUUCUGUAGGGAGUGAGCAAAUGUGAACAUUAUAUUUUGAAUGUUUUUGGAUUUCAGGGAGUCUAGA